This is a messenger RNA of Adineta ricciae, 1344 nucleotides long. The record is from the annotation of a GenBank genome assembly. Lineage: Eukaryota; Metazoa; Rotifera; Eurotatoria; Adinetida; Adinetidae.
AUGCCAAAUGAUGAAGAUAUUCUGGAAGCACUUCGUUCUUCCAUUGGUUUAGUAGCUCUGGUUUAUAUCUGUCGAUUAUAUAUUAAAUUAUUAACUUUUCCAUCGACAAUUUUAUCAUCUACUUCUCGAACAGAGCUCAUAAAACAAGCAGUAAAUGAUCGUUAUAACAGCAACCAUACAACUGAAAAUAUUAUGAUGGUAACAAACAUGAUCGAAAUAAAUAAAGAUAUUGUUAAUCGAGCACUGUUACUAUCGGAUUUUCAUGAAAAUACUAUCAAACCCGAUAUAAAUCAUAUUUCAAUGGACGUUGUAAAUGAUUUGAUUUUAUUUCCAUUCACCAACACCUGUGUUAAUUGCACAAAAUUACUUACUUCGUAUCGUUACAAAUUAAUUCAUAUAAUCGACUGUUUUAAAAUUCUUCGAGCAAUAGCUGUAACUGCUGAAUGUAAACCAUGUUCGCUAAUUUAUAAUCAUUCCUCUUGGUAUUCAUUAAAAUAUCGUUGGCGAAAGAUCAAUGGUUUAUCAUUAAAUAGUACACUCAAAGUGUUUUACUUAUGUGAUUCAUUUGGAUUUACAUUUUCGGUUUUUUUCGAUUAUACAUGCCAACUUUUACAUGAUCAAUGCCCAUUUCAAUCGUUUUCUCGAAUACUUAUUGAUCGAUAUCAUUAUGAACACCAAAACUAUAACAUCAUUUUACAACCUAUACCAUUAGCAAAACUAUUUCAAGGUCAUUGGUUAUUAUAUCAAAUUGUACGCUUCGAAUUCAUGUUAGGACGAUCUCAAAUAGUUAAUUUACCAGUUUCACUUAAUAGAAAUGAACUUAAUUAUCAUUUCGAAACGUAUUCUGGUUGGUGGUACCAUUUAUUUACUACAUUUUGGUCAAGACAUAAGUCAAUUCCAAAUAUAAAAUGUUCUCCUUCGGAUUGUAGCCGGUGUGUUAUCGUUGAUGGUCAUCAAAAGUGUCGGCGAUUAGUAUGUAACUUUAAAAACGUUGUUGAUACUUCUAUUGAAGAAAUGACUGCAAUUGAAAUUGGUUGUCCAUAUACACCUUGCCGAAGAACAGAAUCAUCAAAUUCAGUUGAUUCAAUUUAUUGUCGAUAUCAUCAACCAUCAAUUCUUUUGUCACCUUCACUUGACCUGAAAAAAGCUGGUGAUAUGGCUGCUCAGUUCUCGACAUGGGAUAAAGAUUUUUUAUCAGUCCAUAAAAGUCAAUGCCAAAACUAUCGUAAUGAUAGUGAAGAAAUUAGUAAAAACAAAACAUAUGGUAUAUUAGCAUCAUAUCAUCCAUGUGGAGUUGCAAUUGGUUUUAUGGAAGCAGUUAAAGCUGAAGGUGUGUCCUUUUGA